AUAAUAACUCCACCUGCUAUGUCUCCCAACAUUCUUCAAUCAACCUCCUCAUGACUACUUUAUCCAGCUUCAGAUCAUGGGCAUCCGAUUGAUGGGGAUAGCGCAUGCAAAGCAAAAGCUCCGGCGAAGUCUUUCGGCAAGAAUCAGAAUGAUUUCAGCCACUAGUGUUAAUGUUCCAAAAGGCCACUUUGCAGUUUAUGUUGGAGAAUUAAGUAGCAAGAAGAGGUUUGUGAUUCCAAUAUCAUACUUGAACCAUCCUCUGUUCCAAGACUUGCUAAACCUUGCUGAGGAGGAAUUUGGAUAUGAUCAUCCUAUGGGCGGCCUCACAAUUCCUUGCAGUGAGGAAUACUUCAUUGGUUUAACUUCAUCUUUAAAUUGCUCAUAAAUAAAUAAAGACUGACUCAGGGAUUGAGUGAGUUUAGGCAAUGAACCUCAGUCCCAUCAAUUUUGUAUUGUGGGUUCUUGCCAAUAUCAUUCGUGUGAUGUCUUGAAAAUUGUAAAGAACCUGUGCAUCAUUUG
Juglans regia (Persian walnut) is the source of this 519-nucleotide messenger RNA. Its product is annotated as auxin-induced protein 15A-like. Gene Ontology annotation, biological process: response to auxin. The coding region runs from base 77 to 385 and encodes 102 amino acids. The record is from RefSeq and is a predicted model, not a curated record. Lineage: Eukaryota; Viridiplantae; Streptophyta; Magnoliopsida; Fagales; Juglandaceae. The transcript is spliced from 2 exons.